CCAGUGCAGAUCACUUCAUUCAGCUAUGAUGAGAAACGAAAAUUGUUUCACGAUGAUCGUUCAAGGAAAUACUAUCAUCCUCCACCACCAAAUGCAGAUUUGAACAGAGGCUAUGAAACUAGGAUCGAACGAGAUGAUAAUGUGAAUGAACAUCUGAACUCGCUUUUGGAAGCAUUGAUGCAAGGAGAAGAGGUAGAAGGACAUCAAAAACAGGCAGAUUUGAUCACAUGGCGUGGAAUGAUGACAAAAUUGUGCACGGUCUUAUACGAAGAUCAGCAAGGAUUUGAGAUGAAUGUGAUGAUGCUAAACGGAACGCUCUACAUAGAAGAGCACGUAGGAGAAGCAAAACUGGCUGAUAGAAGAAGAUCAAAAGAAGGAUCGGAGGGUUCAAAACGAAAUGGGUAUUAUGGUUACAGUUUCGAAAGUUGGACUUGUCACUCUUGGCGUGAAAGGGGACAGGGCACGAAUGCAUGGGAUGGCGAUGUGAACACAAAUGUUCAAUGGUGUUUGGUAGUAAAGACAAAGCUGGGAAGUAUGAGAUUGAUUUUGGGCGGAGAGGUGGACGCAGUAGACCCAGUCUCAAAUGCACCAAUCGAAGUAAAGACGAGUAGAGAUAUCAGAAGUGCAAAAGAUGAAGAAUUUUUCGAAAAGAAGAUGUUACGAUUUUAUAUGCAAAGUUUUCUCUUGGGAAUUCAAAAAGUCAUUGUUGGCUUUAGAGAUCAUAGAGGAUUCCUUGUCACAAAUCAAGAAAUGGACACUUUGGCAAUGCCGCGAGCGGUAAGAGGAAAACCUCAUGCUUGGGAUCCCAUGGCUUGUUUAAAGGCGGCUUCAGAUAUUCUCUCGGCUGUGAAGGCACAUCUAUCUGCACAUACACAACAGAGUAAAUUGCCAGAUGUCAAA
Molecule: messenger RNA, 900 nt
Organism: Meira miltonrushii
Lineage: Eukaryota; Fungi; Basidiomycota; Exobasidiomycetes; Exobasidiales; Brachybasidiaceae
Product: RAI1-domain-containing protein
Exons: 1
Biological process (GO): NAD-cap decapping; nuclear-transcribed mRNA catabolic process
Cellular component (GO): cytosol; nucleus
Molecular function (GO): mRNA 5'-diphosphatase activity
Source: RefSeq, a predicted model, not a curated record